Messenger RNA from Priapulus caudatus, 3179 nucleotides. RefSeq names its product D-beta-hydroxybutyrate dehydrogenase, mitochondrial-like. The record is from RefSeq and is a predicted model, not a curated record. The transcript is spliced from 5 exons. Lineage: Eukaryota; Metazoa; Priapulida; Priapulimorpha; Priapulimorphida; Priapulidae. Bases 946 to 2220 code for a protein of 424 amino acids.
CGACAGUGGUGUUAAUCGUCAACAGUCGCUGACGUCCCUGCAGUAUAGCACUCGAAACCUCGUAUCUCCUGUUUCUCGCGCGUAUAUAUAUUUAUAUAUAUACAUGUAUCGACCGGGUAGCGAAACCGCGCUUGACUGACAUCUUCAUCGUGCGUGGAAAAUUUACACCGAGCGAGAUCGCGAUGCCGUGGAAGCGAUGUGGCGGCUUGCGGAAGCGCUGAGAGUUCGGAGCAUGAAUGCUAGUCGUUCGGAGCCUGGCCUCGCGAGCGCGAGCGUGUAUGUAUACUGUAGCAGGGGGAGUCUGAGUAUGCGUAGUUGAACAAGGUCCCCGGCGGUAGAGGCAGUAGUGUUUUACAGCCGCGUAUGUGUCUUCGGCUAAAUAUAGCUGAUGGGGUAUGAAAAUAACCUGCAUACGCUUAGCGCGUCCUGAGCUCUAUACAUGCCGUAUUCAGUUCCUUGUUUUGGCCGAAGUACAGGUUUUUCUUCGGCGCGUGUACACACACGGGCGCACACGCACGCACGCGCGGGCGUCGGGCGCGUGCAGUACGGAAAACGGGUUUCGCGUCGGAUCCGGUCUGCCGACGUAUUGUUGUGACAACGAGUCAUGCGGGGGGUGGUGACCGCCGUCGCCACGCAUUAGAAGCACUCCCUGCGGAUCGCCGCAUCUUUCCGGAUCGCCGUGCGAGGCAAGCACCCUUGAAAUCACCGCGUGCGUCACGGGGAUGGCGAUGCGAUGGUGUGCGGCUGAUGAACGAGGUUUGCGGAGAUGCGCCGAAGCAGCGCUGGCACAUGGCACCGGAAUUCCCCGCAUCGCCGUCACGCAGGCGUUGACGACCUGCCCGUCACCGCGUGUCACCGAAACUUCUUGGUGACGCGAGUGACAGUGCUGCUUGUCGCAGGUCCGUGCCGUCGGCCCGCCGCUCCGCGGACACGACCGCUUCGUCGAUGAUCACGCUAGCGGCGGACGCCACCGCCACGUCGAUGUUCACGCUAGCGGCGGACGCCACCGCCACGUCGAUGGUCACGCUAGCGGCGGACGUCGUCUCUCUCGCGACAGCCUGCGUCGAGCAAUGGAGAGAGACGCUCGCCAGCGUGUCGCUGUUCGCUCUAGCGGCCUACCUCGUCGCACUGGUGAGACUCUACCGGCGCGGACAUCUUGCCCUCUGCUGGUCGCUCGCGAGGACCGUGCUGCUUGUGUUCGUCGGCACGCUGAUGACGUCACGUUUCCUUGGCGACGCGUUGGGCCUGCUCGUGCUGGCGAUAUUCGUUGGUCUGACGUGGACGGAUAUGGCCAAGGUGGAGGUGAAGCCGACCGGUAAAGCAGUCCUCAUAACAGGCUGCGACCGAGGACUGGGCUACGAGUUUGCACGCUUGUUCGACUCGCUGGGUAUGUACGUGUUCGCCGGCGUUCUGGAUUCGAAAAGCGUGGGUGCCGCCACGUUAGAAAGAUUCGGCUCCUCGCGCCUCACCGUCAUCCAGAUGGACGUCCGCAAUCUCCGCCAGGUGGAGCUGGCGGCGACCGUCGUCGAAGAGAAACUGCGCGUCGCUGGUAUUGAAGGUGUGUGGGCACUGGUGAACAAUGCAGCUAUAUUUAGCUAUGGUGAAGUGGAUUUCAUUCCCCUUAAUCAACUGGAGAAGGUGAUCAGCGUGAACGUGAUGGGAACCAUACAGGUCACUCAGCGCUUCAUGCAUCUCAUCAAGGCUGCUCAGGGUAGAGUCAUCAACAUGGCAAGCUUUACGGGUGUAGCGGCUGUUUCGCCUCUGGGACCGUACGUGAUUUCCAAGCAUGCAUUUGAAGCAUUUAGCAAUCUUCUCAGGAAAGAAAUGAGGAAGUGGAACGUCCGUGUAGUCGUAGUUCGACCAAUGGGAUUUGACACAGGUAAUCUGAAUAAAGACCUCGUCGAAAAUCUCAUCGACGAACUCUGGGACGACAUGCAUCCGCUGAAACGGGAAGAGUACGGCAAGAUGUACAUUCGCAACGUGUACGAGUCGUUGGCGGCCAUACCUCGCGAGAAGGACUUCUCAGCGCCACUCGCAGCCAUACGAGCGGCGGUAAUGUCGGUGUCGCCGAAGAACGAGUACCAUUGCGGCGCCUUCGGACGGACGCUGUCGUUGCUCAAUCACUUCCUACCUAGUGCCAUCACCGACCAAAUCAUAUUCUACGGACCUCUCAAUAAACAAGUUCGACCAAAAGCAUUGUUGUGCAAGCGCUCAAGUUAACAGAACCGGGUGUGUAGUUGAUGCGAGGCGGCUGUUCGGCGUGGGAUGAUGGUGAUAGCCACGGUGACGAUGACACCGACGACAACGAUGAUGAUAAUGACGAUGACGCCGACGACAACGAUGAUGAUAAUGACGACGACGAGGACGAUAACGAUGAUGAUAAUGACGACGACGAGGACGAUGACGAGGACGACGACGAUGACGAUAAUGUCGGUAGCGAUUAUAGCGUAUACCGCAUUCCUGGUUGAUUACCCCAGUGGGGUGGUUUAACUGUGUUUCAUCAUAAAGGUUGCGGUUUCAUCGAGCCGUGUUGCUGCCCAAACGGGAACUUGGAACGCCAAGCUGCUCAGACAUGUAUCUGUCUUAUUCAGGCUACGUGUUAACGCCCGUACGUUUCACGACCACAGUCUUACGAAACUGGCGCAAAAAUAACGGGAGAAAAUAAAGAGAGCACAUUUCUUUAUUCCCGUUCUGAGCCCCGUGUUUCCCACUCGUUGAGUAUAAAUAGAGCGCCAUAGAGCCUGGCUUGGCUGUUUGGGAUACAGAAGCUGGCUGUAUCGUACAGUUACUCAUAUCGGUACCAAUAAUGCACAAUUUAUUAUAGUUAUAGUAAGUGAAUCAAUCGCUAUGUUAUCGAAAGCAACGGCGCUGUGGGGGCUAAUACUAGUUGUGGGGCUAGCAGGAAACAUGAGAUAACAUGUAAGAGUUAACGGUAUUUUUGUUAUACGUGACUUUGUGCUGAAAUGUUUACAAGGCUUAACUCGAUCAACUUACGAGUGUGUUCGUAACGUUUUUCUCUUUUCAUUUUUUACUUGGAUUUUUUUUUAUCAGAGAACGUGUGCAAGUGGUGUAAUAUUUAAAAUAACUAGCGGGUGAGUCUAGCGAUGGGGGUAGUCUGGAUGCAUGUAGAAUCCGAAUCAGCUUGUUGACGAAUAAAAUGUAUCGCUAUAGGUAAACAA